Messenger RNA from Rana temporaria (common frog), 8724 nucleotides. RefSeq names its product tet methylcytosine dioxygenase 3 (gene TET3). Gene Ontology annotation, molecular function: DNA binding; zinc ion binding; DNA 5-methylcytosine dioxygenase activity. NCBI's taxonomy places the organism in Eukaryota, Metazoa, Chordata, Amphibia, Anura, Ranidae. Bases 472 to 6039 code for a protein of 1855 amino acids. Gene Ontology annotation, biological process: oxidative demethylation; positive regulation of transcription by RNA polymerase II. The transcript has 12 exons. Gene Ontology annotation, cellular component: nucleus. The record is from RefSeq and is a predicted model, not a curated record.
CCUUCCCCUCCCCCUCCUCCCCCAUCAGGGAAGCUCGGAGAGGCUCAUAGAAGGUGAGUGAAGCUCCCAGACACCGGCUGAGGGGGACAUGUGGGGCCCCCAGAGAUCGGCAAUGGGGGGGCCAUGUGACACCUGAGCGAUCACCCCGGUGCUGGCUGUGCAGGAACCCGAAAGGCGCGCUUCUCCCCCGUUUCACGCUUCCGUCACCAUGAGCUGCCAGGGGGGGAAGGGAGACGAGAUCCGAUCAUCGCCAAUCCCUUUAUUAUGUCUCCGGCGAUAAGAGAAACUUGGGGAUCUAGAAGGACUUUCAUGGACGUUUCCCCGGAACCAGUGGUUUGAUCCCAAUGAAGGGACAUGAACGCUGGAUCACACGCAAAGGUUUUUUAGUUCAUAGAUAACGUUUCCCGAACCCCACACACAGGUUGGCCUUCCGGUUGUGAAGAUUGGGGGGUCCCUGAAGUUGGCUGUACAAUGAUGGAGACUCAGCCGGCCCACAUUGGGGCCCACAUGGGGGCCCAAGAUAUUUAUGACUUCUGUGAGGAUGCCGACGCUAUCGGGAGGCUGAACACGGCGCCGUUACCAGCGGAGAUGAUGGCGUUGCCUCCGGAGAAGGCCAUUGGUGGUGUGAAUGAUGGCGGUGCCAUGGAAAUUUCUGAGCGGCCCAAUAAGAAGAGGAAGCGAUGCGGGGCUUGUGCACCAUGCCUGAGAAAAGAAGCAUGCGGCCAGUGUUACAACUGUGUCAACCGGAGCACCAGCCACCAGAUCUGCAAGAUGAGGAAAUGUGUGGAGCUGAAGAAGAAGCGAAUGGUGCCGAUAAAAGAGGUUGUAAAUGAGGAGAGCCCCAAAAUCCUGCCAAAGGAGGGAGUUCAGAGCGUGAAGAGUUGUUCAGAAAGCACUUCAAUUGAUGGACCCGAAACAGACCAAAUUGAAGCGGGGCCAGUUAAUCAUGUUCAAGAAGGAAGGCUGAACCUGGAAUGUGACCCUGGCCUGCUAAAUAAGGGAUGCAAAGACUUACAAAACGGCCUUUUAAUGGAAACAAAUUCGUGGUUAAGCAAUAUCCCUGUUCCUCAAAACUCUGGAGACAAAAUCAGUUGGGACAACCCUCCUGUACCUAAUCAUGCUGCUAUCAACGACAGCUCAAGUCUAGAAGAUGCCAAAAACCUAGUAGCAUUCUCUGCUGUAGCCGAGGCCAUGUCUUAUGGCAUUCCAAGAUCAGGGACUCCCUCAAUGCCAUCAGUGCAGCUAUAUGAAAAAUUUAACUAUGAGAUGAACAGAGAAAGCUCUGGCCCCUCGGCACACAAACCUCUCGAUUGUCCAGAAGAUCUAAAUACUCUAAAGACAGCUCUUCAACGUGCAAAACAUGGCGUGAAGCCUCCAAAUUGUAACUGUGAUGGGCCAGAGUGUCCAGAUUACUUAGACUGGUUGCAGAAUAAGAUCAAAGGUCACCCAGAAAGCUCACAGCACCGUCUGAGUCACAUAGGAAGGGAAAUGAUCGAUAAUUCGUAUCCUAAAGAUCAGGUGCUUUCCCUAGAAAACAAAACUACAAAAUGUACAUCUGGUCCUCUUCCCUUUUCUCAGAAUGCAUUGAGUAUUGCAAAAGAGAAGAACAUUAGUCUUCAAACUGCAAUUGCAAUUGAAGCUCUUACACAACUCUCCUCUGCACUUCCACAGCCAAACACAGAUUCUCCCCAUGGCCCACCCCAGUCCUCUGUACCCAACCAUGGACAUCUACCAUAUUUCCCAUCAGCGAGAAAUGACCAAGGUCAUGGCUUGCCAAUAUCCUGCAAUGAACUCUUUCACAAUCAGCAGUACACUGGUAAAAAUGCACUUCCAAUGUCACAGCCUGCAAGGCAUACUUCUUGGGAACAAACCAAAAAGGCAAGUUUUCAAGAAGAGCAAUACAUUCCAGAAAAUCACCUCGCUCACGGCUCCCCUGUACUGAAGAACCAGAUCUCCACCCCUCAAAAGCCAGAAUUCAUGCAGCAGUGGGUUCAAACUCCGGAGCAAUUAAAAUCACCUUCAGAUCCCAUGACUGGGUUAAAGCAAUUGCUUGGAGAUGCAAAUGAUUACAUUAAAUCAGUGUUCAAAGGACCCGAAUCCUUACCCACCAAAGUCAAAAAGUCAAGACAAAGUUCCGUGAAAAAAGAAGCAGCAGAAAUGUACAAAAUGUCACCAAAUCAACAGCAGAUGUCGUCUCCGCUGUUCCAAGAGGCGGAUUUUCAUAGGACAGCUCAGGCGGCACUCCAGCAACAUCUUCACCAUAAACGCAACCUUUUCUUAGAUUCAAACAGUGUGCAGGAAGGUUCACAAGAACAACCUCAUUGGUGGGUCCCAAAUUCCCAAAAGGUUCCAAAGACCGUAGAUAAACCCGUGAAGGAGAGGAAAAAAAGAGGACAGUCCCCUUCAAAUAAAAAAGCAGAGCUGAAAAUUAAAACUCCACGGAAACCAAUACAAAUUAAAAAGCCGAGACAAAAAGAUGGGCAGCCUGUGUUCAUGCCUCAGACCCAGAUCAACAUAGAAGAGUUUCGGCAUGCUCCAAGUGUAGAACCUCAGCCAAAACAAAAUGACCAUCGAUCUAUUCCUAACCUUGAUAACCAAUAUAAUUCAAACACUCAGGAAUUGUGCACUGAAAGUCAAGGUGAUGGACAAGGCAGUGGUUUGUCUCAUUCGGUUUUGCGAACUAAUGCUUUGGGUCAAAAAGAUUCAUGUUCCAGGUCUUCUAUAGAAGAAACUAGCUCCAGCUCUGGACCACGUGACUCUAAUGAUCAACAAGCAAGCACAGGCAAUGCUUCUGCUCAGAAUGAGUCUAUUGAUGACAAAUUUGAAGAUCUAAUUAGGCAGUUUGAAGCUGAAUUUGGUGAACAAUUUCCACUCCCUGGUGCAGAGAUUCCAUCUCAAAAUGGUGGAGGUCCUCCAAAAUCGGCAAUGGAGUUACAAUCGAAACUUCCAUUUCCUUCCCAAAUGUUACCGGCUGACACCACCACACGCUCGCUUACCCAUUCUAACCCAACACUUUCAAACACAUCUCUACCACAGCAGAUGCCCGAUAACCUUGAGAACCUCUUCUCCUCAAAAUCUCCUAAAAAUAUCAAAAUUGAAUCUUCUGGUGCUCUUACAGUGGUGUCCACCACAUGCUUCUACUCAGAGGAAAAUCAGCAACUUGACGGAACUCCUACAAAAAGUGAUCUGCCUUUUAAUCCUACGCUUGCUGGGUUUUUAGAAUCCCCAAUGAAUUAUCUGACCUCACCGACCAAGAGCUUACUGGACACUCCAGCUAAAGCAGCUCAGGCUGAAUUCCCAACUUGUACAUGUGUAGAGCAAAUCAAUGAGAAGGACGAAGGACCCUAUUACACCCACCUGGGGUCCGGACCCUCCGUGCCGUCCAUCCGAGAGCUGAUGGAGGAGAGAUACGGAGAGAAAGGGAAAGCGAUUCGCAUUGAGAAAGUCAUUUAUACGGGAAAGGAAGGGAAGAGCGCCAGAGGUUGUCCCAUCGCCAAGUGGGUGAUCCGGCGGCAGAGCGAGGAGGAGAAGCUCCUGGUUUUGGUUCGGCAUCGGGCCGGUCACACCUGUGAGAACGCCGUCAUCAUCAUCCUCAUCAUGGCGUGGGAGGGAAUCCCCCGAUCCCUCGGAGACUCGCUCUACAGCACCAUCACCGAGACCAUCACCAAAUACGGGAACCCAACCUCCAGGAGAUGCGGCCUGAAUGACGACCGGACCUGCGCAUGCCAAGGGAAGGAUCCCAACACCUGCGGCGCCUCCUUCUCCUUCGGAUGUUCCUGGAGUAUGUACUUCAAUGGGUGCAAGUACGCGCGCAGCAAGACCCCCAGGAAGUUCCGGCUGGUGGGGGAUCACCCCAAGGAGGAGGAUGUUCUGAAGGAGAGUUUCCAGGACUUGGCCACGAAUGUGGCCCCAGUUUACAAGCAGUUGGCCCCCCAGGCGUACACAAAUCAGGUCAACAAUGAGGAAGUAGCAAUGGAUUGCCGGCUUGGUCUGCAGGAGGGACGUCCGUUCUCCGGGGUGACGGCGUGUAUGGAUUUCUGUGCCCACGCCCACAAAGACCAGCACAAUCUCUACAACGGCUGCACUGUGGUCUGCACCCUGACGAAGGAGGAUAACAGGAUGGUGGGGAAAAUUGCUGAAGAUGAACAGCUCCAUGUGCUGCCUCUUUAUAAGAUCUGCAAUACAGACGAGUUUGGGAGCGAGGAGGGCCAGGAGGAGAAGAUCAGGAAAGGAGGACUACAAGUGCUCAACGCCUUCCCUCGAGAGGUCCGCAAGCUUCCCGAACCCGCCAAGUCCUGCAGGCAGAGGCAGCUGGAAGCCAAGAAGGCCGCUGCCGAGAAGAAGAAGCUCCAGAAAGAGAAACUGACAACACCAGAUAAACCCAAGCAGGAGCCGGAAGACCUGAAACCCAACCAGCAGAGCCCAGGUAGGACCCAGCCACCAGUCAAGCCUUGCAUAAAAGUGGAGCCUUCCAAUCCCUACCCUAACUUCAAAUAUAAUGCAAAUGGAGUUGUUGAGAGCUACUCGGUGUUGGGCAGCUGCAGGCCUUCAGAUCCCUACAGCAUGAACAGCGUUUACUCCUACCAUUCUUUCUAUGCACAACCACCUACACUGCCUUCCUUGAAUGGAUAUCAUUCGAAAUUUGCUCUUCCUUCUUUUGGAUAUUACGGCUUUCCCAAUAAUCCUAUGGUCCCUUCCCAGUAUAUGAAUUAUGGUGCCGGUGAUGCAAAGUCUGGCGGGUGGAUGAAUAACAAAAAGUCUGAAAUGCAAUCAGGGUCAGAGGGUAUAAGCCAAGGCUAUGGAAACGAGCAAAACUACGGGAAAUCUGGAGACAGCAGAUCCACCAGCACCCCUCUCCGGACUACCCCCGCUCCCGUAGAUACCACUCCAUAUUUUAACAAAGUCAUUAAGAAGGAGCCUAUGAAUGAUUACUCCUACGAUCCAUUCCAGAGAUCUCCUAGCAUCCAUUCUCCAAGUCCCGCUUUAAAUCUCUCCAUGCCGAAAAAUGAUCAGGCCUUUCCAUUUAAAGCAAAUGGAGCUUUGCCUUUAUCUGAAAGGACGAACUCAGAGGGUUCCCAAAGUAUGUAUAUGACCAGCGAGAAAGCAAAUUUGGUGAAUGGUCUGGAUAAGAGAGAUUAUUAUGGUGCCCAAGCCAAUGGUGUAGGAUUCAAGAACUAUCAUGGACAAAGCAAACAGUGGGGAGCCUAUGGGCUGGAUGCUCAGGCGGUUCAGCGUGACUCCAACACUCCAGCAAAGGUUUGGAGCUCCUGCAAGCUCAAUGAUGGUUCGACGAACCUGAUGUCUCCUGGAAACGCUCAGGACAAGAACUGGAAUGGCGGUCGAGCCAUGAAGGAGACAACGGCUUUCCAGGAGAAGCUCUGGAAUUCAGUUGCCGGUAACGAUAGAUGUAGCGUUACACCCAGUGGAAUGCAGGACAAAUCAUGGAAUAUGUUUUCUGCUCCGGCCACUCCAUCUACCCCUUUAAAAUCAGAAAGCUGGGAUCCAUACAGUCUAGAUGACAAUAUGGAGGAGACUCCUUCCAAGAAAGAAGAGAACGAGGAGGAAGAGUGGUCAGACAGUGAGCACAACUUCCUGGAUGACAAUAUUGGAGGAGUUGCCGUAGCUCCAGCCCAUGGCUCCAUUCUGAUAGAGUGUGCAAGGAGAGAGCUUCAUGCCACCACCCCCCUGAAGAAGCCCAACCGUUGUCACCCAACCCGCAUUUCAUUGGUAUUCUACCAACACAAGAAUUUAAAUCAACCCAACCAUGGACUGGCACUCUGGGAAGCCAAGAUGAAGCUUCUGGCAGAGAGAGCGCGCUUAAGGCAAGAGGAAGCCGCCAGACUGGGCAUCAAAGAAGAAGUCAAAAGCCUUGGGAAGAAGAGAAAGUGGGGAGGUGCUGCCACUACGGAGACCCCACCGAUCGAUAAGAAGGACUUCACCCCAACUCGAGAUGCAGCUACUAGACUAACAAACUCUUAUACCACUUCAUCCAUGUAUGCCUAUACCAAGGUGACGGGACCAUACAAUCUUUUUAAAUGAGAUUAGCUGCCAUUGCGGCCAUCGUACCUCAACUCAUUGACGGCACUGUAAUCUAUGGUGCUAUUCGUGGUGCUUUUUUACUUGUGUACAGCCGGGAAUCCUGUACACAUCUCCCAGGACUUAACCUUCAGCAAGAGAACUUUAACUGUAUCAUUUUUUUCCAAUUAAUCUUAAAAAGAUUUAUAUCUACAUUUUUUUUAUAAAAAAACCUACUGUUGUACAACAGAUGAUAAGAAAACACAGAAAAAUCAUGGCAUCCUUUUACCACACACACACAGAAAUAGAUUUUUAAUUGCAUUGAAACAUAUAUUUAUUGGAUUUUUAUAGAACAACAAUGGUGCAGAAGCUGCGGCCCGAAAUGUGGAAAUAUUUUUUUUAAACUACAAGGAAUGACAAACGACCAUGACGAUGCUGGCAGAUUUUAUUUGAUUUGAUUUUCUUUUUAGCAGAUGGUAAUCACUAUACGGGCGAGACCACGGAUGCAGCAUCCCUUGUGAUGUCACUUCCUGUCGGUCCAAUGAUGGGCGAGACCACGGAUGCAGCAUCCCUUGUGAUGUCACUUCCUGUCGGUCCAACGAUGGGCGAGACCACGGAUGCAGCAUCCCUUGUGAUGUCACUUCCUGUCGGUCCAAUGAUGGGCAAGACCACAGAUGCAGCAUCCCUUGUGAUGUCACUUCCUGUCGGUCCAACGUUGGGCGAGAUCACGGAUGCAGCAUCCCUUGUGAUGUCACUUCCUGUCGGUCCAAUGAUGGGCAAGACCACGGAUGCAGCAUCCCUUGUGAUGUCACUUCCUGUCGGUCCAAUGAUGGGCGAGACCACGGAUGCAGCAUCCCUUGUGAUGUCACUUCCUGUCGGUCCAACGAUGGGCGAGACCACGGAUGCAGCAUCCCUUGUGAUGUCACUUCCUGUCGGUCCAAUGAUGGGCGAGACCACGGAUGCAGCAUCCCUUGUGAUGUCACUUCCUGUCGGUCCAACGUUGGGCGAGACCACGGAUGCAGCAUCCCUUGUGAUGUCACUUCCUGUCGGUCCAAUGAUGGGCAAGACCACGGAUGCAGCAUCCCUUGUGAUGUCACUUCCUGUCGGUCCAAUGAUGGGCGAGACCACGGAUGCAGCAUCCCUUGUGAUGUCACUUCCUGUCGGUCCAACGAUGGGCAAGACCACGGAUGCAGCAUCCCUUGUGAUGUCACUUCCUGUCGGUCCAAUGAUGGGCGAGACCACGGAUGCAGCAUCCCUUGUGAUGUCACUUCCUGUCGGUCCAACGUUGGGCGAGACCAUGGAUGCAGCAUCCCUUGUGAUGUCACUUCCUGUCGGUCCAACGUUGGGCGAGACCAUGGAUGCAGCAUCCCUUGUGAUGUCACUUCCUGUCGGUCCAAUGAUGGGUGAGCUGUGCACGGAAUUCUGUCACCUACAAAGCAGUAAUACAGAUGUGUUGGGAAAUGCUACAGAAAGCAGCAAUCUUUCCAUUUUAAAUCUAUUUAUAACUUAAUUAAAACGACUUAAAAGUCGGAUGAAAGGAAUAAAUUAUUCUCAGCCUUCAGAGCUUUUAUAAUGCCCACAUUGGAGAUUGACUUUUUAUUUUUGCUGCUUUUAAUUUUCAUGCCAAAAUGAAAUGAUAAUCGGACACUUUAUGGACACAUCUGUCUUCCUGUCUUCUGGGUUCCCAUCACAUGAUGAUAAUCACAGGUUCUGAUGCUUCUAAAGAUGAAACUUUGCUUUUAGUUUUGGUUGGAAUAGGAAUCCCAACGGUCAGGAUUUGUCUUCUGCUUCCUGCUGGGGAGAUUUAUCUUGACUUCCUGUCUGGUAGACACAACAGGAAGUGGGAGGAAAUCUCACCAAAGUGAUAGACAUCACUGUGCCAGGUGUCCCCACUGGAAGAUUUCCCUUCCUUCCUCUUCUGGUGACAUUGGCUUUACCCUCAAUGACCCCCCAGAGAAGAGUGAAUCUCCCCAGCGGGGACUAGACAUGUGCAGUUCGUUUUAGAAUUAAUAUUCGGACAAAUUUUUUCAUAUUCUGAGAUUCGGAUUCAGCAGAAUACCCGGAUUACAGUAUUAAAGAAAGUUUACCGGAUUCUCCCGAAUAACGAAACACAAUUUGUCUGAAUUUCCAAAAUUCUAAUUAAAAUUUUACAUUGAAUUCCAUUUGAAUUUGAACUUUUUUCUGAAAUCAAAGACUCUCCGUUAUUAGGGGACGUUUCUGUUUUUGUUACAGAAAGACAAAAGUAAAACUAAAGGCAACAUUUAUAUUACAAAGAAGUGUUGCCUUCAGUUCUACUUUAAUCAUUGAAAUCAUUUGCUGAAGAUUUUUCUUUUGUUUGUUCAAUUUGCCGAAUUUGAACUGAAAAAAAUAUAAAAUUUUCGAUUGGACCGAAAUUUAUCGAUUCAAAUGUUUUAAAAUCAAAACCAAAUCUGUGAAUUAGAAAGAAGAAAUAAAAGGAGUUCCGAAUACAAAAUAUCGAAAUGCACAGGUCUAGUGGGGACACAUAAACCUGGCGGGGGCACUAACCCUUCCCUAUUCUAUCCGAGGCUUUAGCUUUAGACGGACUUUGUGUAAUGAGAAGGGCUGCUGUAUCUCACAUCCAAUGAAAACUGUGAAUAGAUAGGUGCCUGUGUAUUUUAUUCAUAGUAUAUAUGGUGCUGGUGGACUGGGGCAUUCUCUGUUUCAUUAAAAUCAGUGGUGCGUCACGCA